UGGGAACUGUAAAGCAAGUACCUACCCGAGUACCUAUCUACCCCUCCAAAAAAGUGACGGAGAGCGCCCCUCCAUCUCUUGACUCACAUCCGUCUGCAAAAGGGGACAACAUCAUCUUCCUUGCCUCCCUCUCUUGCCCUUCCCGAGACCACACACGAUAGCCAGCUCCGAAGGGGCCAAUCCAGGCACGCCUAUACCGUCGCCAAGAACCGGAAUCCGCAACACAGCUUCAGAUAUGGCCUCACACCCCGAGGUCCCAGCCCAGGAGGUUCCACCAGCUGCGGACUCUGGCGCUCCAGCUCACGCGACGAAGCAGACUGUCGACCCCUGGAAUGUGUCUGGUGAGGUUGGUGAAGAUGGAAAGGUCAAGGCGAUCGACUACAAGAAGCUGGUAGAGGAGUUUGGAACGAAAUUGAUCGACAAUGAGAUGCUCGAAAGAUUUGAGCGUGUCACUGGCUACAAACCACACAGAUUCCUUCGGCGCCAGAUUGUCUUCAGCGAAAGAGAUCUUGGUUUUAUACUAGAUCGGUAUGAAAAGGGGGAGCCCUUCUUCUUAUACACUGGUCGUGGACCUAGCAGCGACAGCAUGCAUAUCGGCCAUACCCAGAUCUUUGACUUUUGCAAAUGGCUGCAAGAUGUCUUCGACGUGCCUCUGGUUAUCAUGCUCACGGAUGACGAGAAGUUCCUCUUCUCUGAAAAGAGAACAGUUGAAGAGGUUAUUGGCUAUGCGCGAACCAAUUGCCAAGACAUCAUUGCCAUAGGAUUCGACCCUGAGAAGACCUUCAUCUUCUCUGACUAUGAGUUCAUGGGCGGCGCAUUCUACAGAAAUGUCACACGAUUCGCAAAGCUUGUCACUUAUAAUACAGCUAAGGCUACCUUUGGCUUCGACGAGAGCUCCAAUAUCGGAAAGAUCCAUUUUACCAGCAUUCAAGGCGCUACCGCAUUUGCGACGACAUUCCCCCAUAUCUUUGGUGAGGAUGAGAAGCAGACGGCGACUAUCCCGUGCCUAAUACCCUGCGCCAUCGACCAAGAUCCCUACUUUCGUUUAACUAGAGACUGUGCUACUAGGCUGAAGUAUGCCAAGCCCUCCUUAAUUCACUCCCGCUUCCUCGAUGCUCUACAAGGUCCCGGGUCGAAGAUGUCCGCCAGCAUCGACUCCUCUGCCAUCUUCAUGAAAGAUACACCUAAACAGAUCAAGGAUAAGGUCAACAAAUACGCCUUUUCCGGUGGUCAACCGAGCGCGGAGGAGCAAAGGAAGAAGGGCGGGAAUCCGGACGUAGAUGUGUCGUAUCAGUAUUUGCAAUUCUUCAUGGAAGACGACGAGGAAUUGCUCAAGAUUGGACAGGACUACAGAGAAGGCAAGCUGUUGACUGGAGAACUGAAAGCAAUAUGCAUCAAGCAUCUCCAGGACUAUGUCGCCGCAUUCCAGGAGCGGAGAGCGAAGGCAACCGAGGAAACGGUCAAGCUAUUCAUGACGCCACGGCCGUUGAAGUGGGGGGGAAACCCCAAGGUGCAGAGAACUGUUCCUAUUUUCGAGGGGGCACCGGCCAAGACCGAGGGGGAAGGCGGGGAGGCGAAGCUGACGAAGAACCAACUAAAGAAGAUAGAAAAGGAGAAGCAGAUAGCGGCUAAGAAGGCUGCGAAGGCUGCGAAGGCUGCGGAGAAGGACGCGGCCAAGGCUACGGAGUGACUAUCCUUGCAGGGGAUUUAGACGCGCGGAUUACGCAGGAUUCUGCUCAUCGCUUCUACCAUGAGUAAGAAGGCGGCUACGGCGUAAAAUAACGAACAGGUUGCACCAAGAUGUUUGGCGGUUCUACUGACCUGAAUCCGUGAACCACCCGAAAUAACUGGGACUCUAAUGGCAUGGGAGUCGGGGAGAAUAU
Molecule: messenger RNA, 1883 nt
Organism: Durotheca rogersii
Lineage: Eukaryota; Fungi; Ascomycota; Sordariomycetes; Xylariales; Xylariaceae
Product: tryptophanyl-tRNA synthetase
Exons: 7
Coding region: 236-1690 (484 amino acids)
Biological process (GO): tryptophanyl-tRNA aminoacylation
Cellular component (GO): cytoplasm
Molecular function (GO): tryptophan-tRNA ligase activity; ATP binding
Source: RefSeq, a predicted model, not a curated record